CACAGCUAAAACCCCUUUCUCCCAGGACCGGACAACUGUCCUACACCAUCAUCCAUCUUUGAUAGCAAAAGGGAGAAUGGCACCCCGUCCGUCCAUCGCUGUGCUCCUCGGUCUCCUGCAAGUUCUCUGCAGUAAAGUUUAUACAGAUGAAGAUGUCUUCCUGAUUUACAAUGAAAACCACAACAAGUGUAUCAAGGUGGAGAGCGCCACCUCGGUGACUGUGGCCCGCUGCAACCCUCAAGCCAAAGAGCAGCAGUUUCGCUGGGCCUCUGAAUCGCGUCUCCUCAGCAUUUCCCUGCAGCUUUGCCUCGGGGCCACGGAGGUUAAAGACUGGGUAAAGGUCCUCCUGUUUCCCUGUGACGAGAAGAGUAUACUCCAGCACUGGCAGUGCAAAAAUGAGACUCUCUUUGGCCUGAAAGACAAGGACCUGCACUUAAACUGGGGUAACCGCAAUGAGAGAAACAUAAUGAUUUACCAGGGAUCGGGGCUGUGGAGUCGCUGGAGGAUAUACGGCACCCGGCAUGAUAUUUGCUACCAGAGAUACAAAGAGAUAUUCACAAUCGGGGGUAAUUCCUAUGGAAGCCCUUGCCAGUUUCCCUUCAAGUUUGGGGAGAAGUGGUUUGCUGAAUGCACCAAGGAAGGUCGUACAGACGGACAGCUUUGGUGUGCUACGGUAACAGAUUACGGGCAAGAGAAGAAGUGGGGCUUUUGUCCUACAAAAGCAACCGACACCUGGGAUGUCGACCCAGUGACCGGCGUCCACUUCCAGAGGAACCUCCAGUCAGCUCUGACGUGGCACCAGGCCAGGGGCAGCUGUCAACAGCAGGGAGCAGACCUCCUCAGCAUUGUGGAGCUCCAUGAGCAGACGUACAUCUCAGGACUGACCAAUACUUUGGGAACAUCUGUGUGGAUCGGACUUAACAGCCUGGACUUUGAGAGUGGAUGGAAGUGGAGCAAUGGAAAUCCGUUCAGAUAUUUGAACUGGGCCCCAGGCCAUCCCUCAUCACAGCCUGGGCUCAACUGUGCAGUCUUAAAUGCCGGUAAAGCCUCAAAAUGGGAGAGCGAAGCCUGCACUAAGAAACUUGGCUACAUAUGUCGGAAGGGCAACUCCACCACUCUGCCCCCCAGACCCGUUGACCAACCCAGCUUCUGCCCCAGUCAUUGGGUCCCAUAUGCAGGUAACUGUUACUACCUGCAGCGCACCAAAAAGAUGUGGAAGGAUGCCUUGACUGCUUGCCACAAAGAGGGUGGAGACCUGGCCAGCAUACACAGUAUAGAGGAACAGAGCUUCGUUAUAUCCCAAACGGGGUAUUUGUCGACGGAUGAGCUGUGGAUUGGAUUCAACGAUCAGAGGAACCAGAUGCUUUUCGAGUGGACCGACCACACCCAUGUCACCUACACCCAGUGGCAGACGGGUGAGCCGUCCCACGCCACCGUCCUCCAGGAAGACUGUGUCCUAAUGAGAGGAAAGGAUGGAAAGUGGGCAGAUUACAUGUGUGAGAGGCAGUUUGGAUACAUCUGCAAGAAAAAAGCAUCCAACAAGCCAGCUCAUGGUAUCCAAGAAGACGUCAACCCCGGAUGCAAGCUUGGCUGGGUCAGGUUUGGUCUACACUGCUACAACAUUGGAGCCGAAACAAAAACAUUUGAUGAGGCAAAGCAGAAAUGUGGGAACGCUGGCUCAAACCUGGUGGAUGUGACUGACAGAUAUGAGAAUGCUUUCUUGGUCAGUAUGGUGGGUUUGCGCCCGGAGAGGUAUUUCUGGAUAGGCCUUUCAAACGUGGAGGACAAAAACGCUUUCAAAUGGACCACCAAGAAAGAGGUCAAGUUCACUCAUUUCAACGUGAACAUGCCAGCCAGAAAACAAGGUUGCAUUGGAUUUGCAACUGGAGUGUUUGCUGGAUUAUGGGAUGUUGUGAGUUGCAACAACAAGGAGAAGUACAUCUGCAAGAAACUGGCGGAGGGCAUAACGACGACAACGGUCCCCCCCACGACCCCGGCCCUGAGCUGUGCCUCUGGAUGGACCGCGAUUCCUAAAAGGAAUUUCUGCUACAAGCUUUUCAAAAAGUCAUCAAAAGACAAGAGGACUUGGGCUGAAGCGCAGGAAUACUGCAAAACCAUUGGCGGGGACCUGUUGAGCAUUCACAGUGUGCAGGACCUAAAAAACGCACCGAUGUUUUCCUCCGAUCCCGCCUGGAUUGGCCUCAGCUCCUUGGAUACCGACCAGGGUUUUGUCUGGACAGAUGGGUCUGCUUUUGGCUAUGAAAAUUGGGGCUUUGGGGAACCAAACAACUACAAUGACAACGAGCAUUGCGCAGAGGUCCAGAUUUACUAUGGACGUCACUGGAACGAUCGGCAUUGUGAGUCCUACAAUGACUGGCUCUGCCAGAUACGCAAAGGUGUGACGCCCAAACCAGGGCCUACCACAGUGGAAACAGUGUACAACACCACGGAAGACGGCUGGAUCAUAUACAACGACACGCAGUAUUUCAUCAAUACUGAUACCCUGCCCAUGGAGGAGGCCAGAGCCUUCUGUAGAAAAAACUUUGGCGACCUGGUAGUCAUCACAGGGGAGAGUGAGAGGAAGUUUCUUUGGAAAAAGAUCUCUAGAGACAUACAUGGACAAUACUACAUCGGCAUGACAGUCAAUCUGGAUAAGUCAUUUAGCUGGAUGGACGGCACCCCUGUCACUUUCACAGCAUGGGAAAAUAAUGAGCCCAACUUCGCGAACAACGAUGAAAACUGCGUAACUUUGUACAGGAGCAUGGGGUUCUGGAACGAUAUUAACUGUGGCCUUGAGCUCCCAUCCAUUUGCAAGAGAAGCACUUCUUUCAUCAAUACAACCGUGGCUCCCACCACCAUUCCUAAGGGAGGCUGUGCGCCAGAAUGGCUGCCGUUCCACGGAAAGUGCUACAAAUUUGUUUCGGGGAAUGACAAGAAAAACUGGCAAGAGGCCAGGACCCACUGCAUUAACCAGGGAGGAAAUCUGGUCUCCAUCCUCAACGAGAGAGAGCAAGCUUUCUUAACAACACAGAUGCUGGCGUAUCCCGAGGAUUUGUGGAUAGGUAUGAACGAUGUCAACUGGGAAAUGCACUUUGUGUGGACAACGGGCAACGCCAUUUCAUACACCAACUGGGCCAAAGGACAGCCAGUGUCAAUGCCUGAUGGACACUUCUCAUAUAUACGUGAGGAUUUUGACUGCAUUAUAAUGGUGGGUAGUUCCGUCAGACAAGUGGGAUCCUGGAAGGUGGAAACCUGUGCUGAGAAACGUGGUUUCAUCUGCAAAAGGAAUGUUGAUUCUCAGAUUGUGGUCCUGCCCACAACCACGUCACCGAGGGCCUUCUACAAGCUGGGCAAUGACUCGUACAAACUGGUGGCUGAGAAGAUGAGAUGGGAUGAGGCUCGGAGGCAGUGCCAAGCAGAUGACGCGGAUCUGGCCAGCAUCCCGAAUCCGAUAACCCAGUCCUACAUCUCACUGCAGACCCACAAGUACAAUGAACCCGUGUGGAUUGGCCUCAACAGCAACAUGACUGGCGGACGUUUCAAGUGGAUUGAUAACUGGCCUCUGUCUUACACUAAAUGGGGGGCAGAUGAGCCUAAACUCAACCAGGGCUGUGUAUAUAUGGAUGUUGAUACAACGUGGAAGACUGCAGACUGUAGCAACACUUAUUACUCCCUCUGCAAGAGAUCUCCAGUCAUAGCGCCCACCGAACCUCCUCAGCUUCCUGGUAACUGCCCUGAACCAAAGAAGAGAAAAACGUGGGUGCCUUUCAGGGGCCAUUGUUAUACCUUCCUUACCUCAUCGAUGGACAACUGGGCCCACGCCUCAGUAGAGUGUCUGAGAAUGGGAGGAUCACUAGUGAGUAUUCAGGACGCUCAUGAGAGCCAGUUCAUACAGGAAAAUGUUGACCUUCUCCAAGACAGCACUAAAUCCUUCUGGAUCGGACUGUAUAAGAGCCAUGAGGGUGAGUGGAGUUGGAUUGACAACAGUGUGGUGGAUUACACCAACUGGAAAGGAGCAGCCAUGAAGUCAUCAGGCACGGAUUCCUGUGUCGAAAUCCAAUCCGACAGUGGACAGUGGACAACAAACAGCUGCAGUAGAUAUAAGCCUUUCAUCUGCAAAACACCCAAAAUUAUAAUACCAACAGAAAAGCCCCCGGUUAUUGCCCCCAUUGUGGAGGAGGCGCCACAUGGGUUCGCCGGCAUCACGGUCGCUGUGGUACUCGUCAUAGUUGCCGUAGUAGGACUCGGUGUCUUCCUCCUUCGCAAGCGGAUACCCACCCCUGUCCUGGGAGAAUGUACCUUUGACAACAAUUUGUACUUCAACAACCCGAUCCGUGUCGCUGUCGACACGAAGGGCCUGGUGGCCAACAUAGAGCAGAAUGAACAGGCUUAGAGAAGCAAAGAAGCAAAUGGUGAGGCGCGUCUCUCUGUUGUACUGCACAGAGUGAGUAAGCAGCGCUGAUUUAUGGGACGAACUAAGCACAAUGUGCCCUCUGUGCGCCAACUUUAACUUCGUUUAGAUCCUGUGAGAAAAGCUUAACGUGGGAUUUUCACAAUUUGUUCUGGAUGACUUUUUGGACAUUAAAUCAGAACAAAAUCCAAUUGUAUUUUUACGUUUUCGACAGCACCACUUCCAAAAAUGAUAACUGCAUGAAAUUAAUGUUGACAAAUGAAGUUAAUAAAUAAUAUGCGACAACUGUAACGUGUUCAUGUGAUUUGUGGGACUUUUGCAUUAUCUCAACACAUGCAUUAGAUGGAAAAUGUGGCGAUGUUCUUGAAUUUUAAUGCCACAGAGUGAAACAUUAAAACGCCAUUAAAACUUCAAUAAUGUCACACAAUCAAUAUAAGAACACAAGAAUAACCUGGGCCCGGAUUUCUCUUUUUUUUAUUUUAACUGUGCAUUUGCACCAAGAACUCGUCUUACAACGAUCUGAAAAAGUAAUUGCUGAGAAUCAACAUUUAGAAAGUAAGAAAAGUUAAUAUUUUUAUUUGAAAUGCACUUGAUCAGAUCUUUUUCUACAGAGAUUCUGUAGUUUUGUGGUUUUCCUUGCCUGUCAUCCCCCCCUUUUUUUUUGCUCCUGAUAUUGUAAAUAGAUGUGUAAU
This is a messenger RNA of Lampris incognitus (smalleye Pacific opah), 5103 nucleotides long. It is a transcript of the gene mrc1a, whose product is annotated as mannose receptor, C type 1a. Bases 77 to 4393 code for a protein of 1438 amino acids. NCBI's taxonomy places the organism in Eukaryota, Metazoa, Chordata, Actinopteri, Lampriformes, Lampridae. The record is from RefSeq and is a predicted model, not a curated record. Gene Ontology annotation, biological process: receptor-mediated endocytosis. The transcript is spliced from 30 exons. Gene Ontology annotation, cellular component: plasma membrane. Gene Ontology annotation, molecular function: signaling receptor activity.